CAUUCACAACAUACGUUCGAAAUUGUUACGGGUAGAAUUUUUAUUGAGAAUUUUCAAAGCAAAUAGAAAAAAAAAAUAAAUAAGAAAAGAAUACAAAAAGCAAGAGGAACACAAAAAAAGAAACAAAAAAAUAAAAAAAUAAUACCAAUGACAACAACAACAAUUCCAAUACAAAUCCAACAAAGAAGAGAGUGCAUUUUUUGUGUCUAAGGAAAUUGAAAUUAAAUUGUGUUAACAAAAUCAAUUUCGGGUACAAUCCCAAAUUCAGUUUCUGUGCAAAAAAAAUAAUAAUAAUCCCUCAACAAAAAAAAAUUUCCCCCAUUAAAUAAUUAACAUAACAACAAACAAGCAAAAAUAAUUAAAAACAAAUCACUCAUACGUCUGGUGGUGCAGAGCAACAAAGGAAACAAAACAAAGAAAAGAAAAGAAAUUCGAAGGUGCAACGUUGUCGCAUCGCUGAACGGAAAGCAAGAUAACAACAACAGCAAAGAAAGAUCAUUAGUCUAACCGCCAGUGGAAAUUCAACGAAACUAAAAAGCAAACCACCAACAAAACUACCGCAACAACACAAAGGACAAAGCGACGAAUCGAAGCAGUUCCCAGUCACUACUAUCCACUGUUUGCAACUACAAAAAAACACACACACACAAACAAGAUACAUACUUAGCUACAGAUACUACUACGAAUCAACGUUGCCAAAGAAGAGAAAUCCAUAAAAGUAACAAUAACAACAACAAACAACAACAAUCGCAAUUAAAAAGUCUCCUCUUCCCCCCCAAAUUACCAUCGAAAACCAAAUGAAAGAAAGACAAAGUCCUUGAACACACACAAUUGCAUUCUUAGAAACCGAAUAGAAAGCAACACCAAAAAUAUAAAAUAAUAAUAACUUACUACUACACACAACUACAAUAAAAAGAGGCAAACUUAUACACCUACACACCAAAACUACUAACUACACUUACAAAAUACAACAAAUAUAAAAGAAAGAAACAAACCACUGGACAAAACAAAGGACAGACAAAAAGAAACUAAAAUAAUAAUCCUCAACAAAACAAUACAAGACGCAAAAAGAACUCAGCAAAGCCCAUCAAAUAGCCGUGAGAUAUUUAAAGCCCUGAAGAGCCAAGCCAUACCACAUACCACACACAUACCGACAAACAUAUUCUAGCCACCAACCAAACAACCAACCGACCGACCGACCGACUCUACUUCAAACAAAUAAACGAAACAACGACUAACAAAAAUGCAUAUUGAAAUACAAGUGGCAUUAAAUUUCGUUAUCUCGUAUCUGUACAACAAACUGCCCCGGCGGCGGGUGAAUAUUUUUGGCGAGGAAUUGGAGAAGGCGCUAAAGGAUAAAUUCCAAGGUCACUGGUAUCCUGAGAAGCCCGUCAAGGGUUCUGCAUUUCGUUGCCUAAAAACAGGCGAUCCCAUUGAUUCCGUUUUGGAACGGGCCGCUCGUGAAAGUGGUGUUCCAAUAACAGAUAUUCUAGAAAAUCUUCCAAAUGAGCUUUCCGUGUGGGUGGAUCCCGGUGAGGUGUCUUAUCGAAUCGGUGAAAAGGGUGCCGUUAAGAUUCUCUAUUCCGAGAAUAGUGACAAUCAGGAAGAUAACUCAUCCGCUGAUGGAGAAGUGAAUAAGACAUUUAAUCCUGAGGCCCAAUGUUUCCGCCCUAUCGAUGCUGUCAACUCGAGCAUGAAUAGUUUGAGUUUAAGUCCUAAAACUUCUCCCAUGGCUGGCUCAUCACCCCUCUCGGCUACAUCCAAUUCUCCUACCUAUAAGGGCAGUCCGAAUCCAGUAACUGCACCCGGUGUAAACAAUGUUGGAUUUAUGCAACGUUCUCAGGCACCAUUGACAUUCACUACAGCUACCUUUGCUCAAACGAAAUUUGGUUCGACAAAAUUGAAAACUAAUUCCAAAAGAUCAAAUAACACUUCAUAUCGUAUGUCCCCAACAGAGUUCUCAAACUAUAUAAAACAACGUGCCAUGCAACAACAGCAAAUACAUCAUGGUGGUCAUGGGCAUUCACCCAAUGGUGUUGGCGGUCCCGGACAGCCUGGCAAUCAUUUUGGCCCCAUUGGACCCGUCUCACCGGCACGAUCUCUAUCGCCAAAUCCCUUGUCUUUGGGUAUGGCACAAAAUGGUGGCGAUCCCUUCUAUUUCCCCAGCAUGGCUAUGGGCAUGUAUCCACAAUUCAAUAAUCAUCAUCGUAAUCUGUUCGAUGCCACUCACUUCCAUGGUGCCGAUAGCAAUGGAUUGUUUGCCCCAACUAACAAUGGUGUGGGUCACGGUAAAUUCAAUAACUAUUUGGAACCACAUGGUUUUUAUAACAUCGGAGGAAAUCAUCAUAUGGCACAGCAGCAGCAACAACAACAUCAACAGCCACAAUCUCCCAUUGCCAUGAAUGGUGGUGUUGGUGGCGCUCAUCAUUCGUUGGGCAAUAUGAAAGCUUCAAAUAUUGCCGAAAAUAUUGCCAAGGACUCAGCUGCCGGCUCCAACAACAGCAAUAGCAAUACCAACAACAAUGCUGCCAACAUUACUGUAACAGUAACCAAUGGCGCCAAUGAAAGCACUGCUGUCAGUCCCGUGCCCCCAGCGAGCUCUGCAAAUGCUGCGGUAACAGCUGCAAAUACGGAACGUCAAAAUGCUGCCAAUGCAGUUGUGGCUGCUGUGGCCGCUGUCAACAACAGCACUAGCCAACAAGACUCGUCAUCGUCGUCGAACUCCUCCAAUGCUUCGGCUAACUCGAAAUUAAUCGAUGGUCUCAAUUCAUUCUAUUCCAAUGCCACUGGCUCCUAUCAACAACUUUUAGUUGCCAAUUAAAAGUCAACACAACUACACUUACAACAAAGAGUCCCAUAAGACACACACACAGACAACACACAAACACAACUACAACCAUAUAUUGCAAAUAACGCAAAUAUCUAGCUGUAAAAGCAAGUAAAAAAUGAAUGAAUCAUUAUAUAUUUUUUUAAAUGCUUAAAGGAAAACAAAAGAAAAACAAAAACACGAUAAAAAUUAGUUUCAUCAAGGACUUAAUAAAACAAAACAAAAAACAACUUUGUAUAAGAAAAAAAAAGAAGAAGAAAAAACAAGAAAUAUAAAAUAUUUUUUUAUUUGUUUCUAAUUUUUGUAAUUAGCUGUAAUUUUUUUAGAACAUAAUAAUAUGUAGUAAAAAAAAAACCAGAAGAAUAAGACGAAGACGAUACUGGAUAAAGUCAUAAACAAAAGUAUAUAUUUUUUCACUGUUAAUUUUUUAUACACAUUUUAAACAAAAUACUAUUUAAUAUUUAAUAGAAUAUGUAUUAAAGCUAACGAUUUUUCACGUAAAGAAAGAAUCCCUUUUUUGUAAGUAAAUCAAUGGAAAGGAAGAAGUAGAAUAAGAAGAGCCCAACAGCUGAUGGUAGACAAUUAGAAAUACAACACUGCAUGCGGAAGCGGAAAUGUCGAAAAAUGGUGGGGAUUUUAAAUCUCUUACGGAUGACAGUUUAUAAAACAGAGUUGCCAUUCUUUAACGUUUCCACAGCUGCUGGGACUAGCAAAAUGUCACGGAAAUUUGUUUCAAUUGUUAAGUUUAUCUAUGUUAAUAUUAUCUUUACAACACCUCUCUCUCUCUCUCCUCAAAAUCUCCCUUCUCUCAAAAGCCCACUUUUCUUUGACUAAAUUUAACCAAACCAAGAAAAAAAAACUAUAAAUGGAAUACUGUUAAAUAAUUUUUUCAUAAUAUUGUACAAUCUAUAUUACUAUUAAAACAAAACAAACAAAAAAAAAACAAUUAUGCAUACGUUUUAUACUGUUAAAUAUUAUUUAUCUUGUUAAAAACAAAUUUAAUAUGAAUGUUAUAUCUAAGGCUCCUCUUGAUCCCGUUCCCGAUCCCCAAAUCAACCAAACUCUCGUUUAGCCUCUGUGGCCACCGUCAUCUGUUUAAGCAGCCUUGUUAUGUAUUUUCUUGUGUUUUUUAUAUAUUUUUUUACAUUAUGCAUUAAAUCAUUAAGUUUGAGUAGCUAUAAAUCAAAUUUGUUAAUUUCUCAUUUUUAUAGAAGAAUUCUUUUUUGUAACUUUUUUUAACUAGUAUAUACAUAUAAUUGCAAUUUUUUGUAUUUAAUUAGUUUGAAACACUGUUAAACAUUGUUUACAUGAUGCUAAUCUACACACACAACCAUAGAGAGACGACAUACAAAUGUGUUUGUUUACUUUUUUAUUAUUUUAAAUAUUAUAUUUUUUUAAUUAUUAUUUGUUACACAUACACAUUUUAUAUAUUUUUUUGUAUUGAAAAUCAUUUUUAUGUAGAGAAAUUUUUAUACUUUUUAUACAUUUUUAUUAUUAUUGAUACCAAUUGCCUAAAGCAAAACAUGUUUUUAUUAAUUUUUUUAAUAAAUAAAAAUAAAACAAAAAAAAUGUUAUUUUUAUUGUAUCCAUUUAUUGAUUUGCCUAGUUUUUUUUAGUUAACGACAGUAUUGGGAUUCUGUGGCAGAUUACACUAUAGUUAUACCAAAAAAAUGUGAAAGGCUUACAGAAUCGCACUACUUGUUCCUUUUUUGUUAUAAAAAUCAUCCAAAACUUCGCCACAACUUUAAACACGCAAUUUACUUGUACAGCCAUGUACAAACUUUGAAGAAACAGAUUUUUUGCAAAAUGUAUGCGCCUCGUUUUGAGAAUUUUUAAUUUUGCCUGCAAAACUUGUCAUAAAACAGAAAAUGUUUAAAUCUGUACAUUUUACUGAGCAAAUGUAUUGAAAUUACCCCAACGUCAAAUUCAUAACUUUUCUGGCUUUGUGUGAAAAAAAAAUAAAAUAAACCAGUAGGUCUGUCUGGUUACUUUUCCUACAGACAUUGUCCAGCAACUUCUUUCCGAGAGAGUAAGAUAGUUUUAUUCUCUUUUGCAAAGGAAACUUCAAAAAGUAAACAGACGGAAUCCCUGCAUAAACUUGCAAGCAAUCAGCUGACGAGUCCUCCAUAAAUAUAUAAAUGAGCUAAAAAAAAAAAAACAAAAUUUCCAAAAUUUUUAAAUUUGUUUGUCCAAACAUAAAUCACGGGAAGGAAAAGAACAGGAGUUGCAAAUGAUUGCAAGAAGAAAUUUGUUCUGCAAGAAUUUGCAAACUUUCAGUGAAAGAACUGUCAAAAUUUCACAUCAUUUCUCAUUUUUGUUUUUGCAGACAACUUCCAAAAACAAUUGCUACAAAUUUUAAGGUAGCGAAGCACACCUAAUAUGACUCUAGUGCAGAGUUGCAUUUUUUAUAUUUCCUUUGAAGAUUAAAAUCCUUUCUGAAUAAAGAUUUUCCUUUCAAAAUAAAGAUUUUUUUAAUUUAUUUGUCCAAAUAUAAAUCACGGGAAGGAGAAGAACAUGAGUUGCAAUUUCUCAUUUGAAUCGCUCUUUUUACAUAACUUUUGUUUCAAAUUUCAGAUCAUUAAGCUCGUCUCGAAAGAGAAAACAAACACAUAAAAAAAUUCUUAUUCAUUCUGUCAAUUCAAUAUUUCAGGUAGAAGUUUCCGAACAAAAUUCACAAAAAAAAUCAAAUGUUAGCUAGCAAUUGAUUUCACCAUAGGCCGAUGUUACACUUAUAUGUUCUAUAUUCGUUUGAGUGUAGCAUACUUUGAGGCGCCUAUAUAAAGGAAUGAAAUUCGAAUUGCCAAUAGCUAAAAUAUGCUGAGACUAACUUCUUUUUUCGGGUAAUUGCAACAUUGCCAUCAGUGUUGCCACCUCAUGUGUACUUACACAUAUCGUGUGUAAUUUUUCACUGCAUGUGUGACCCAUGUGCAAUUGGUAUGGUAUGUUUAAUUCAUGUGUAAUUUAUUGGAUUUAUUGACGUAGUUAAGAAAAAUUAACGCGUAUUUACUCGAAUCAUAUUUUAUAAAAUAUUAUAUAUAUUUGGUAUAUAUAAUGAAUUUAAACUUUUUUUCGUUCUAUAUAGCAAUUUUAGGGAGAGCAUAAAUGUGCGACUCCUUGUCCGGCCCAGUCAUAGAUUUUAUGUCAUAGAAUCAUAAAUAAAAGAACAUACAGAACAGUCAUGAGUGCCUCAAGCGAACAAACAUAAACCUUCACGUAUUCUCUCUUUAAUAGAAUCUGCCGUGUUUGGUGAAGUGAAGCAGCAUCGGAUAGAGAGAAAGAAAUUCUAUUUUCUUCCAAUUUUGUUACCCUAUAAUUACAUUGUUUUUCAAUGGUUCUGACUGUCCAAUUUUAAUAUUGUGUAGACUAUGCGUUUAUUUCGCACCACGUAAUAAAAAAUUUAAAUAUAUAUUACUUCACAUUGCAACACAGGAUACUUAUUAUUGCCGCUGUCAAACAUCAAAGGUUCAUCUUUUUGCAACAGCUUAUUAAUUAUCCUGUUCUUCUCAAAAGCUUCUGCAGAAAGAUUAUUUAGCUAAUGAUUUUUGGGAAGACAGAAGUAAAUGUGAUUCUCAUUUUCUUGAAAAUGCUCGAACUUAAAGUGCUUUGUUUUUAAUAAAAUAGUCGUCAUGCCAAAACACUGAAAAAAAAACCAAGGGACCAUUCCCUUCGUCGCCAUGAAAUCGGGAUAUUUGUAGCGACCAGCAAAUAUUACAAAGCUGUUAGUUUUGAAAGUUAUUACUCUCUAUAAGGGAGAGUAAUAUGAAGUUAAGCCAAAGGGGGAGUAUUUCAGAGUUAUGCAACCGCAUAUUUAGUGCUUUAAGUAAUUGCAGAAAGGUUAAGAAAUACAAUGUUUGCAAAAACAUUGGAGUUGGCAACCCUUGUUGUGUAAACGUCAUUUUUCUUUGAGCUCCGCAUACAAUUUUUAAAAAAAACAAAAAAGCAAAAGUUUAAAACAUAGUUGGGAGUUUGAAGUGUCAAAUUAAUAUCAAGCGAACGGUAAUAACAGUGAAGUGAUUGGAAUAUGGCUCCAUCAAACAGACGAAGCUUGAAGAAAAAAAAUAUUUGUUUUCAAUGUAAGCUGGUUAUCGAAGAAAAUGAUCAAAGCAUAGAGUGUGAUGAGUGCGAAAGAGAGUAUCAUGAUGUAUGCACUCAGCUAGAUAAACGCCAGUUUAAACGUCUGCUUGACAAUGAGAACGAAGAAUUUGUUUGUCAUGUUUGUAACAACAAGAAGGGCAACAAAAACAAUAUUUCGGUCAAAGAUGAGUUAGAGGACAUUAAAAGGGAACUCAAGAAGCUGGAUCAGCUGAGUGUUAUGCAUGAAACGAUGACAUUCAUGUCCCAGCAAUAUGAUGACAUUCUCAGAGGCGUAGCUGAGAAUAACCGCAAAUUGGAGCUGGUGCAAAAAGAAAACAAAGCACUCAAACAAGAAGUUACCGAUUUAAAAAAAUCCGUAAAAUUUUUAAAUGACCAAAGAGUCAAAAAUGAUUGCAUUGUUACUGGUGUAAGGGAGAUAAAAGAUUUAUCGGCAGCCGCCACCAUUGUAAAGUUGUCCAAAGCUGCAGGUGUAGAAAUUGAAGAGAAAUCUAUUUCUGAUGCGUUUUUUCUUAGAAGUAGAAAAGAAAAUGAAAGAAAAACCGUUGUUGUGAAGUUUGAUUCACGGAAAUCCAAGGAAGCGCUCAUGUCGAUCAAACCGAAAUUGAAAGACAUGGAAGAUACAAAGAAUGUUUAUGUAAACGAUUUUCUCAGUCGCGAAUGUAUGGAAUUGUUUAAUUAUGCAAAGUCUUUGAAGAAAGUGGGAUAUAGGUCUGUUUACGUAUCGUCUGGCAGAGUUUUCGUGAAGAAAAGUGACUUAUCUAAAGCUAAGUUGAUACGAGACAAGGAUCAUGUUGACAAAUUAUUGGAAGAAGCUGCAACUUUUCAAGAAAAAAGGAGAUCAAGGCAUGUAGCUACUGGUGAAGAUUCUGACAACAACUUUGAAUCGCCAUGUUAAUCUUUUUAUGUAUAUUUUUCUUUUACGUUUAUUAUUUUUUCAAAUUAUUUUAUUUUUAUGAUUAACCAAUAUUUUAAACAUUUUGAAGAAUUUAAUAUAAAAUUAAAAAAUUUUAGUGAAUAUUUUAGUAUGAUUUCAUUAAAUGCCAGAAGUAUUUCAUCAAUUACAAAAUUCAAUAAGUUUAAAUGUCUUGUUGCAAAGUUUUCUGCACUUCCGGUUGUUAUUGCUGUUCAGGAAACAUGGUUUUCUGAUGAUAUUGUACAAAUUUAUAAUGUUCCAGGGUACAAUGUGGUACAUUGUUGUAGAUCUGAUGGGUAUGGUGGGACAUCAUUAUAUAUUCGUGAUAACGUUACGUUUUCUAUACAGCAAUGCCAAAGCCAGCAUUAUUUUGAAUCUAUUGUAGUACAACUUUCUGAUAUAAGAGUAAAUAAUAAACCAUUGCACAUUUGCAGUUUUUACAGGUCACCUAAAUGCUGUGAAACCAUAUUUUUAAGUCUUCUUGAAAAUUUACUUUCAAAUCAUGGACGUAACCCGUGUAUUUUUGUAGGUGAUGCCAACAUUGAUGUUUUAAUGCAAAACUCUGCUGUAAAUUUAAAUAAUCUGCUUUCUACAUAUGAUUUUGAAAACUCUCAUAACCUGGUCACUCGACCUUUGAGUAACAGAUCCAUUGAUCACGUUUAUGUAAAUACACCGAAUAAUGUAUGCACUGAUUCUGUUGUGAAUGAAAUUUCUGAUCAUAAUUUGAUUUCCGUUUUGUUUGAUCGGCGUGUUGUUCGGCGGAAUUGUACUAUCUCGGAACAUUCUAGAUGUGAUUACUCCAAAGUACGGUCCUAUUUACUAAAUCAUUUAUCUACAAUAACUUUAUCGAAUAACCCAUCAGUUGACACAAAUUGUCUGAUAUCGUGUAUACAGAAUGCUAUCGACUUUGGUACCCUCAGACUUCGGAGAAGGGAAGAUUUAAGGGAAAAAAUAUCUCCUUGGGUUAACGGAAAUUUGAGAAAUCUUUUUCAGGUGAAAGAAAAAUUAUUAAAAAGAAGAAGAAAGAAACCUAAUGAUAGUUUGAUUGCUCAGGAUCUUAGAAGAAUUAGCAAAGUGAUAAAAAAGGCUUAUAAGCAAUCUCAAAACGCAUAUUACGAAACAAACUUAAGCGAGACUUAUACAGAUCCUAAAAAAACAUGGCGCUUUUUGAACGAAACUCUUGGAAGAAACAAAAAGAAUCAAAUAAAGUUAAAAAAUUCCAACACAAAUACGUGUCUAAGUGAUGCGGAUACUGCAAACAAAAUAAAUAUUUUCUUUUUGGAGGCUGUUGAGAAGUUAAGAGAACAAAUAAUAUCUAACCCGUAUGACCAUUGCAAUUCGUUGCUCACUUUGACUCAUUGUCACAGCGAAUUUUCUCUUGCUUUCACGUCUGAUGUCGAGAUUAAUGAAAUAAUAAUGCAUAUCAAACGAGGCAAAAGUUCUGGCCAUGACGGUAUCUCACCAAAAAUUUUUGAUUCAUCCGCUGAUCUACUGGUUCCAUUUUUGGUGACUAUUUUCAAUUCCAUGGUCAGCUCCGCCAUUUACCCAGAAAUAUUAAAAAUUCACAAGGUAAUUCCAAUUCCAAAAGAAAAGAUUUGUGAUGAUAUUAAUAAGUUUCGGCCAAUUUCUGUUUUACCUCAGAUUAAUAACAUAUUUGAAAGAAUCUUAUAUGACAAACUCACUUCAUAUUUUAAUGAAAACCACAUGUUAUAUGAUUACCAGUUUGGGUUUAGGAAAGGUUGUGGAACGGAAGAAGCCACAGUGAGUGUCAUCAAUUCUAUAUGUCAUGGGUUGGAUAGCGGAAACAGUGGUGUUGUAGGCAUUUUUUAUGACCUUAGUAAAGCUUUCGAUCUUAUUGAUCACAAAAUUUUAAUCGAAAAAUUAAAGUAUUAUGGAAUACAAGGGAGAGAGCUGUCUCUAUUGAAAAGCUAUUUGCACAACCGAAAGCAAUUUGUUCAAAUCCAGGAAGAGAGAAGUUGUGUUAAUUUUGUGAAAUAUGGGGUUCCACAGGGUAGCGUUCUUGGUCCAUUGCUGUUUUCUAUCUAUAUAAAUGAUAUGAAAAAUCUUGGACUAUCUGGUAAGCUGUUUUUAUAUGCUGACGAUAUUUGUCUACUAUAUCCAUUCAAACAUGAAACUGGAGUCAAACCAUAUAUAGAACGGGAUGCAGCAUUAAUAUUUGAAUACGCUCGGAUAAAUAAGCUUUUUAUUAAUUCUGGAAAGACUCAACUUAUAAGAUUUAGGCCUCAUUUUCGAUUUGAUAACAGCUUCAGUGUUUUUGUUGAUGGGAAGGAAAUUCGUGAAGUCAGUGUUGUAAAGUAUUUAGGACUUUUCUUGGAAAGCAAUCUAGUAUGGGACCAACAUAUUGAACAUAUAAAAUCUAAGGUCUCGGCAGCCAUUGGGCUGCUUUAUAAGUUUAAAAAUAAGUUUAAUCAAAAGACUAAAUUUCUCAUAUUUCAAUCGCUUGUUCAGAGUCAUUGCAAUUAUUUGGCUAUAAUUUAUGGUUUUAAUAAAAGUUGUCAAUUGAAAAGUCUUCAAAGGUUGCAAAAUAGAGCAUUGAAAGCAGUCGCCAAUUUACCCAUGAGAUUUCCAACGAUAUGCUUAUAUAAAGACAUUUUUCCAACUGUGUUACCUAUUCACGGUAUUUACCAUUUGAAACUGUUAAUCUAUAUGUUCAAAUGUGUACAUUGUAUAGGACAUCAUACAAUAUCAUUUUCUUAUAGGCAACACCAGUUCAAUAUUCGUAAUCCGAAUCAGUUUAAUGUAGUACUCUGUCGUAGUGAAACUACAAAACAAAGAAUUGAAUAUUGUGGUAGUAAAGCUUUUAAUAAUUUACCCCAACAAAUAAAAUCAUUAACAACCUUAUCAAUGUUCAAAACCCAAUUAAAAAAACAUAUAAUGCGUAAUGUUGAAGAAUUUCUGGCGUAAUCAUUUAUUUUUUUUAAGUAUGUAAAUUUUUUAAUUUUGUAUGUAAACAUAUGAUUUUUUUUUGCCAACUUGCCUCUUUAAAGCCUUACGGCGCUGAGGCCAAAUUGAAUGUAAUCAAUAUUGAAUAUGAAAAUAUGAAAAUAAAAAAAAAAAAAAAAAAAAAAAAUUACUGCGAUUUAAACUACCAAUGAUGGUAUAUUGGAAUGGAGGCACUCACUUUUGACCGAUACAAGAAAUGUUCAAUAAAACCUUAUAGAUUUAAUCAUAUUUAAAUUUAAGUUUGCCAUAUAGUUAUUUAUACAUAUAAAAAAAUUUAGAUACAUGUUCAUUCUCAUCCUCCGUGUGUAAUAUGAAAUUUUCUUGGUGGCAACACUGGUGUUUGAUUAUCAAGGGCACAUUCGUCUCCCAUUAACUCUCUCUCUCAACUUUUGAUCAUCUGUGCUUAAAACUCUGACACGAAAAAUAUGUGUUUAGUGAGAGUUUAAUGUAAUCCCAACUUGCAAAAUAAAACGAAACAAAUGAUGGAAUAGUCAAUAAUAUUCUUAGUGUUUACCUUGCGCGCAUGGUAGAACUAAGAAGGUAAAGUCAUGUAAUCAUAUGUUUACAAUGUUUUUCAAAUUAAUACAUUUGACAACAUCUCAUUGUCAAAAUCUAUAUUCAUAAAUCCAGUGUAUACACACAAAAUCAGAGAAGGGAACUCAUGUUUAUCCCUUAAAAUUUGACAAGGUAAAUAACACAAAAUGCAGAGCUGGGAAUGCUAAUUUGAAAUUACCUUUAUUUCAUUGUACCACGCUUGCUCAUUUGAUUUGAAAUGUCGUGUUUAAUGUAAAAUGCUGUGAUUUAGUUGUGCUCCAAAGAGGAUUUGGUCGGUUACUUCAAUUUCAAAAAAUUAUGAUAUUUGAGUUUUGCCCUGUUAAGGCGAAGCUCAUAUGUUUAUGAUUUAUGUGUUUUGUUUCUCUUAUGAUCUUUUUGUACAUUAUAUUGAAUUUUUCACUUAUCUCAUGCAUACACAUACAUACAUACUAUAUGAAAAAUAACCUCUUGCAAAAGCCUCAACUUAUUACAGAGAAAUACCCACCAUUAAUAUUCAAAAUAUGAUUGUAAUCUCCUUUAUUUUUCACUUACCUAAGGCCUCUUUUUAUAAUUCUCAUAAUUUUCGAUAUGCUAAGACACUUUGUAUUUUUAUAUCAAACAAAAACCCAAAAAAAGAAAACCGAAGACAAAAUAAUAUUCAAGUGUUUGAGAUUAGAUUUUAGACUUAAAUAAAAUUUAGACAAAUGAAGAACCUAAAUAAUGAAUCAAAUGUGCUAUUGUUAAAAAAUAUAUAUAAAUUAUAUUCUUAAACCAAAAAAAAAAAAACAACAAAAGAAAACUUCAUUUAAUAUGCAUGCAAAAAAAGUAAAACAUUUUUUUAUUAAAAUAAAAAAAAAACUUUAAUUUUUUAAGUCAAGACAACAACAUUUAUGUACCUUUAAAGAAAAACUUAAACAACAUGUUUAUAUGAAUAUAUAUAUAUAUUUAUAAAUCUAUAAAACAGACAAGUCAACAAAUCAUGUAGAAAUUAUAUUAAAAAAAUAUGCAAAGAAAAAGAAGAAGAUUAAAAAAAAACAAAAAUUUUGUACUUUUAUACUUCAUUAAUUUGUAGUUUUGAAUCAACAACAACAAGUCAUACAAUAAUAUGUUAUCGUGUUACAAAACAACAACAACAAAAAGUGAAAGAGAUUAAUUCUAUUAGAAGACAACAAAAAGCAAACUAAACGGUUGGAAUAUUAACAAAUUUAAAACAAAACGAUGCAACAACAUUUUACACAAAACAGCAAAAACAACAACAAGAGUUUAGUAAAAAUAACUGGCGUAAUUAGUUUACACAAAUAGUCCACACACUACAUUUCAGAAGAAAAACAAAAAAUAUUUUUUAAACAAAAUGCAAACUUCCAACAACAACAAAGAAACAACCUGAUAAGCAAUUUGAAAAAUAUAUUUUAAUUGAAAAAAAUAUAUAUUAGAAUUUAUAUUUUUAUAAAAAUACAAAACAAAAAAAGACAAAGAAAUUCAACACUUACAUUAAUUGGGAUUUUAUUUAUUUUUUGUUAGUUUUCUCAUUUAAAAAAACGUGUAAAAAUUAUAAGUAGAAAACAAGGAUUAGGCGAUCUUUAUAACACUUGGCCACAAGGGGUUAAAACUCUUCGCUAAUAAGAGAGUAAAUAAAACAUGAAAACAAAAUGUUAAAAAAUUACACCAGCAAAUGAAAAAUUCCCUAAUAUUUCGGUUUGAAUCGGGAAAAUACAUUUAUUUUUCUGACAUUUUUGAACCUCAAAAUUAAACAGGAAAAAUAACUCCGGCCAAUUGUUUUCAAUUUUUUUUACAUGAAAAACAAACAUAAAUCAAGCGCCCUUUUUAUAUUUAUAACAUUUUUUAAAUGUAAAUAAGAUAUUUCAAAGAAAAAUAUAAGAAAACAAAAACAAACAAAUCGUAGUCUGAUUAUUUAAUAUUCAUCUUUUGUAAAUCCAAAAAUUAACCUUUUUUUGUUAAUAAUUUUAUAGACCUUACCUUAAAAGACGAAGUAGCGAUGACGCGUACAUAACAAAUAUUAGUAAAAAAAUGACAUAUUUGCAUAUCAAUCGAUACAAUAAUAUUUAUACUUAACAUUUACUAUACUCUUAUUCGAAGCAAACCCUAACAAAAACCAAAUCCAAAAACUAUAUACAAAAUUAUAAAUAAUUAUUAGAACAAAAAACAGGAAAUUUCGAAAAACAAAACGGAAUGGAAAAAACACAAUAUUUAUGUUUUAAAAAAUUCGAAUGUUUUUAUUACAAGAACUAAUAUAAUCGGUGAAAUAAAAAGAAAAAACCCAAAUCAUUUUUACAUUUUGUAUGUACUAUGUGUCUAUGUAAACCAGAAAGCAAAAAAAAAAAAAAAAAAAAAACAACUAACAAACUAUUAAUUUCGUUGUUGUAUAAAUAAAAAACAGAAAACUAAAUAAAAUUAAAUAUUAUCUUUAAUUACAAAUUCUUUUUUUAAUUUCUUUUUUCAAAAGAAUACAUGACACAAUUAACAAGGAAUCCCUUUAAUUCGACAAUAUUUUGACAUUUCACAUGUUGGAAGUGAACAACACAUUGCGUACGUUUCACUCACACUGUAUGAUCAACGCAACGGCAAUUGCCUAUUGUUUUAUGUAUGUUAAGUAUGUUUACAUACGAGCUUGUAUCCGGGUUAAGUGUAAUAUUGACCAUCAAUCACAAAAUAUUGGAUUAUUGACAUGUAUUGUGAUUGGUCAAACAUCGCGGCGAUUGAGACAGGUAGAUGAAUCAACGCUUGGGAAUAUUGUUAUGUCAAAUUUUUUAAAAUGUUUUUUAAAUUAAAGAAGAUUUUUAUACGUUUUCUUAUGCGACGUCAAACGGAGGUUAUUACCACAUGCAUUUUUCAACAAUUUUUACAAAUUUCAAUAUUUUAUUAUUCAAAAUUUUCACUUCCAAAAUUGGUUCGACAGUUCAUUGUCUUUUAUUCUUCCAUUGUUUCAUUUAAAGUAUGUUUACAUACGAGUUAAGCAAAAUAUUAAUUCACUUAAUAUUUGACAAUUGAAAUGUGCUUUGAUUGAUAAAUUAGUAUGGUUAAUAGCUUGUUACAUGUAUGCCCAAUUCAUGGUAGAAGAACACAUGUAGAUGUAUCAAAGCUUGGGAACAAGGAUACGUCAAAAGUGUUAAAAUGUUAAAAUGUUUUUUUUUUUUAUUUUGAAAAAUAUGAAGAUUUUCAUAUGUUUUCUUAUACGAAGCCAAUCGUAUGUUGUUAUGAUACGCAUUUUUCAAAAAUGGUUAAUUUUUCAUUCAAAAUUUUCAAUUCCAAAAUUGGUUUGACAGUUCAUGUGAUGAUCACUUUUAAACAACUGAUAAUUAUCGGAUUUAAAGGAACACUUGAUGUCAGCGUUCCACUUAUCAGGGUUAACCAAGGUAGAGAUUUUGUAUUAAACGUACUUUUAGCCCCAAUAAAGAUUUAUGUGUAAAUGUACCCCAAACCUCUGAGUUGUUAGUCGCAUGUUAUAUGUAUAUAUUUCGUAUGUAAACAUUCAUAUAAAUUGGUGUCAACCCAUGCUUAAUAAUAUAGGUAGAUGCACCAACGCUUAAGCUGGGAAUACAUAAAGCGCUUAUUUGGCUGGCUUAAGUCAUCGGCUGGCUUCUUCGGAAAUGAACAAAGGAGCCUAGGCCCAAAAUCGAACUAGGUCAACCUAAAACUCCUUUGUUCAUUUAUGAAGAAGCCAGCCAAUGACUUAGGCCAGCCAAAUAUGCGCUUUAUGUAUUUCCAGCCUUAGGAACAUUGAUAUGUCAAAAAUUUUAAGAUAUUUUGUCAAAAAUAAGUAGAUUUUUAAAUGGUUUCUUAUGCGAUAGAAAUCGAGGGUUGUUGUUGUAUUAUGCAUUUUCCAACAAUUUUUACAAAUUUCAAUAAUUUUUCAUUCAACAUUUUCAAUUCCAAAAUCAGUUUGACAUUUCAUUUUCCCAGCAGUUGUGUCAAUGCGACUAUCUGUAUUCCUAUACCAUGUGUCAGACUUUCAGACAAUAACGAGAUAGAACAGCUUCGUAAAACUACAAAAACACAGUCUUGAGGCUAUACCCGUUCCUGUUAGAAUUAUUCAAGAUGAUAUGCAACAAAUUAUCUUAAUUUAUUUGAUAUCUUUCCUCAAAAAGCGUGAAAGAUGAAUGAAAUGCCUGGAUUUUCUCUCAAAAAUAUAAUUAAAUGUAUUCAAUCUUUCAAUUCCAUGGCAAACUGGUUAAUAUGUGUAAAGCGGGUCUCACAAUGCACGUUUUUUCCAGUCGUCGAUUUUGAACAUAUUUUGCGUUUAUUUUUCAAAACAAAAAUACAUAUACAAGAUUAGCAGAAGUCGGUCACGUUUAGAAAAAAAAUUGUAAUCAGCUGCUAGCCCUACUUUACUUUUUAUUGCUUUUUUCAAACUCCUAAAAUGCAAAUAUUUGGACUACCAAAUUGAAUAUGUUUAAAUUUUAAUGUUUAGAAAUUUUAGAAAAUGUUAGCUGAAUUUACUUACAAGAAACUUGUAAUGAUAGCUGUCAAGAAAAUUAAGACAUAAAUGCUCCUUUCAUUUACUUUUCAAAAUGGUAAAUGGUGUGAGUACAUAAUCGGCAUUUUUGACUGGCUUAAGUCAUCGACUGGCCAAGGAGUGUUCUUUGUUCUUUUACGAAGAAGCUAGCCUAUUAAAGCCAGUCAAAAGAGCCUUUUAUGUGCUCUCACCCUAAAGCUCUUCUUUUAUUUUGCAAAAUGUUUAUGAUGUUUACAUAUAAUAAAUCUAGUGCUUUCAAAAUUUCAAUUUCAUUACGUAUGCGUUAAAUCGAAUUGACAGUUGAAAUCCACAAGAUGUAUUAUCAGGCUUGCCACAAAUUCCAACCGGAAUGGUUCCAAUUGCGUAAUAUAAAAUCGAUCAUAUUUGCUUUGGCUUCUUCCAAUCGAUUUGGUUAAUUACAAAAAUUUAAUUAUUCAAAUAUGGCAAAAUUAGAAGAAGGAUGAGAAUCAAAAAUGAUUAGAACUGUAGAAGUAAGAAUGGUGAAAAAUAUUUUGUUUAAAAGAAGGUUUUUUACGGAAAGAAAGUAAAUUUUGCUAAUUUUUACACAAUGCCCGGGAUUGUUUUUUGAAAAAAAUCCGCCGGCAGGAAUGCUUCGGACCCCUUAUUCUACCCCAGUGCCGUGUGAGAAUUUUGAUAACAAGUUUAGUUUUAACUUUUAAAUAAAUUCCCGUGCUUGUCCCUAAAUGAUAAAAACGUUUUAAAGGCAACCAACAACUCAAAAGCUUGCACAAAAUGCCUUUGUUAAGUUUUUUUUUUUGUUUUUACCUUUGCCGCAAUAAAUAACUUUUAACCUUUGCUCGUAAAAAAUAGGCUUUGAAAAAAGUGGUUUUCUAAAAAAAUUGGGGCAACACUCUGUUAAUAAUUGGCUUGGUCAAUAUAAUGGUAGAAGAAUUCAAAUAGUCGCAUCGACACAGCUGCUGGGACAUUGAACUGGCAAACCAAUUUUUAAAUGAAAAAGUAUUUAUAUUUGUAAAAAUCGUUAAAUAAUACAUAUUACAACAACCUCCGAUUGGUGUCGUAUAAGAAAAUAUAUAAAAAUCCACUUAUUGACAAAACAUUUUAAAAAUUUUGACAUAUCGUUGUUCACAAGUGUUGAUUCAACUACCUGUAUUCUUCUACCAAUCAAUCCUUUUUUUCCUAAGUUCGUACAACUUCUGGAAAUUUUUGUGUAUGUAUUUAUUGUUUUGAAAAAUAAAAAACAAAAUAUUUUCAAAACAAUUAUAGGAAGAAACUUACAAUGCGAAUUAAUAGAUUUUGCCACACAUUUUACUUAACUUUUGUGGUGUAUAAAAUCAUAAACUUACGCAUUUAUUUCAGUGCAACCCUAAUGUAAGAAAACUGAAAAUUCUUAAAUCUUUAACAGACAGGAAGUCUGCGUAAAAGAGAAAAACAAAUGGCUCUUCCAUCAGCUCUUUCUCUCCUAAAAACUCACUUUCUGACAAACUCCACUUCAAAUAUAUCAUUAUACUUCAAAUAAUAUCAUAAACAGCUUGAAUGUAAACGUAUCAACACUUGGGAACAUUGAUAUGUCAAUUUUUUUAAACUGUUUGUCAGAAAUAAGUACAUUUUUACAUGUUUUAUUAUAUGACACCAAUCGGAGUUUGUAAUGAUACGGAAUUUUCAACAAUUUUUACAAAUUUCAAUCAUUUUUCAUUCAACAUUUUCAAUUCCAAAAUUGGUUUGACUGUUCAUUGUCCCAGCAGCUGUGUCAUGGUAGAAGAAUAUAGGUAGGUGCAUCAACGCUUGGAACAUUGAUAUGUCAAAAUUUCUAAAAUCUUUUAUGAAAAAUAAGUGGAUUUUUAAUUUUUUUUUUAUACGACGUAAAUCAGAGUUUGUUAUAGCAUGAGUUUUCAACAAUUUUUACAAAUUUUAAUAAUUUUUCACUCAAAAUUUUCAAUUCCAAAAUCGGUUUGACAGUUCAUUGUCCCAGCAGAUGUGUCGAUGCGACUACCUGUAUCCUUCUACCAUGAGCUGUGUCGAUGAGGCUACCUGUAUUCUUCUAUCACGGUUAAAUAAUGUGAAAACCAGAAUGGUAGUUUUACUUUAAAGGAACUAGGAAAAAUGCAACUCUGUACUGGAGUCUUAUUGUGACGAAUAGAUUUUUAAAGCAUGCAACAACUGAUGUUAUUUACAUAAAUUUUUUUCAGAAAAUGUUUAUGUUGAGGAAGAUUUCAUGGAUGGAAUUUUGUGGUAAUUCCUUUAAUUUAAAUGCAAAAUCCAAAACAAGGGAAUUAAUUACAGACAAGUUUCAUUGCCAAUCGAAAUUAGAAAUAAAAAAUUGAUCGACAAUUGUGGGUUAUUUUGUCCUUAACUUCUUGCAACAAUAUGUCUCAAUUCAAACGUGUUAAGUUCAACAGGAAGAAAAACGAGUUUUUACGAGUCAGGGCCGAAGAAAAGUUUAACUUUAAAACAUUCUACUCCCUCCUUCCCAUAAAACCCACUUUUCUAUUCCGUUAACUUUCCUUGUUCCUUUACGAAUGGUGCAAAGGGAAAAAGAGUGAAAGUAGAGCAAAACUCCUUCGAAAAACUUUGGUAUUUGAAACGUUUCCCCCAAGACCAACAUAAGGUCGGACCAUGGUACAAUAAGGAGGUGGAAAUAUAGCCCUGAGGCUAUGCCCGCUUCCUGUCAGAAUUAUUCAAAAUUAUAGGCAACAAGUGGUUUUCAUUUAUUUGAUAUUUUUUGUUCAUUUCUAAAAUGAUUCAAAUAGCUCGAAAGAUGAAUGAAAUGCCUGGAUGUUCUCUCAAGAAUAUGUUCCCAAGUGUUCAAUCUUUCAAUUCCAUGGCGAAUCUGGUCAAAAUUAUUAAUGCGCGCUGCGCAUUUUAAGUUUCUUCCAAUCAUUGAUUUUGAAAAUAUUUUGUUUUUAUUUUUCAAAACAACAAAUACAUACACAAAAUUGGUAGAAGUCGGGCACACUUACCUUACCUUUUAAUCUUACCUUACCUUUUUAUUGUACCAUGGGUCGGACGAGAGAGAACUACUAUUAACCAUGGCCCAAUAACAGAAGGCGGAACAAAGCCACCCCCGAAAUACAUUUUUUUUCUUUAGGUGCCCCUAUUCUGUAAAAAAAAGUAAGAGGUUAUAUAUGUGUGUGUAUUAUUUUGAAUAAAAAAGGGAAUAAUUUGAAAUUAUUUCAAAUUCAGAGACAACAGAAAUUCAUAUUUUCCACGAUAGCGGACAACAAAAUGCCUAAUCUUGGGCUAAAACAAUCUUGGCCUACUAUCUUGGAUUCAAUUUUGUGUUGAAAACCCGAUCUUCCAUUCAUGUUUUGUGGAUUUUACCCACUAUAAUAGUUUUGUGAGAACACAUUUUAAAUAAACAAUUAAAAGUCUAUUUGACACAAUAAGAGUCCAGUACAGAGUUGCAUUUUCCUAGUUUCCUUGAAUUUGAUCAAACUUUCUUAUUGAGCCAUGCUAUUAACAACAAAUUGGCAAUAGACUUAAUAGUUUUUGCACUAUUUUGAUCUGACUUUCUUUGAAUUUCAAAUAACAAUUAUAUUUUUGACAGAAAAAUUACCCUACAUUCGUCCAACAAAAAAAUUUUUGUCGCAUUUUAUUAGGACAUAUUUUUCUUUACUUUAUUAAAUUUUAUUUUUAAUUUAAAUGUUUAUAAAAACGCGUUCACACAUGAAUGUACAUACCUUUGUAUAUAUAUGUAUGUAUUUAUAUUUACCGGAAAAAGCAAUCAACUCAAAUUCGCUUUCGAAAUUUCCAUUUAAUUUUGUCUAGUCUAAAUGUGAUUUUAAAUCAUUUAAUCGGUGUUACUUCGAAAUAAAAUUCAAAUAAAUGCAAAAAAGAAAAUAUAUUAUUUUUAUAUAAAAAAUAAUUAAUAUGGCAAACAAACCAAAACACAAAUGUCACAAUAACAGUAAAGACGUAUAUAGAACAUAUUUAGAAAUUGAGAUCAUUGUAUAUUUAUACCUUAUACUGCUUAUAAAAAAACCAAACAACUAAUCAUAAAACUAUUAAAAAACACAAAAAAUUACUUCCGAAUGGAGAAAAACAACAACAAAAAAUCGUAUUUAUUUUAAUAACUUUUAAUAACGAAUUUUUCAUACUUAUGAUAAAUGUUUUUCUACUUAUUAAACAAACAACAAAAAAAAACAAAAUUAAAAAUUAAUCAAAUUAUUUUUAUAACAAUGACAAAAAUUGGCUUAAACAUUUUUUAAAGUUCAUAUAUGUAAUUAUGAAUAUGAAAUUGAAAACAAAAAUAAACACACACACACACAAUAAACAAACAUGACACUUUUUUACCAAAUGAAACUUUUUUAUAAAAAUCAAUCUCAGUGUAAUUUAAAUUGUAAAACCCAACAAAAGAAAAAAAUGUUUAGAAGUAAAUAUCUACCAGAAGUAGAGACAUUAAAAGCAUAACGCUGAAUGAUAGAAAGCUUAAUAAUAAAGUCAUUCAUAGCUGAACCUCCCCGGAAUCAUACAUUAAAAUAAACUUGGCAAUGAUCGUGUUAUUGGUAAUGUAUUGCAAAAUUGAAAAUGCGAAACAAUAUUGAAAAAUUAAAUUUGUUAAAUAACAUCACAACAAAUGGUGUGUGCAGUACACAGAACGCUAUAUAAAACAAGUUAUAAAUCUUAAGAACUGUUAAAUGACGUGAUUUAUCAUUUAGAUAAUCAAUUUCUUUGAUUGUGAAACGCGUAUUUCAAAUGUCAAUUCCAUUGGCAUUACGAGAAUAUAUGAUAUUUGUCGUAUACGCGAUGUAAUUGACAAUUGAAAUCAACUGGGUACAUUAUAUGUGAGAUUAAAUCAAAUAAAUGUAAACGCAUGAUAGAUAGUUAGACUCGUGCAAUCGUGUUUCACUUUUUCAUUUGAUGUCUCUUUUCAAUGUCAAAUUCUAUUUGGUACAAUAAUGUGGCAAAAGAGUAAGGCUGGAAAUACAUAAAGCGCAUAUUUGGCUGGCUUAAGUCAUCGGCUGGCUUCUUCGUAGAUGAACAAAGGAGUUUUAGGUUGACCUAGUUCGAUUUUGACCCUAGACUCCUUUGUUCAUUUCCGAAGAAGCCAGCCGAUGACUUAAGCCAGCCAAAUAAGCGCUUUAUGUAUUCCCAGCUUAAAACUGCUAAAGUACAGCCCUGAGGCUACGCCCGCUUCCUGUCAGAAUUACGGAAAAUGAGAUGCUACAAGUUAAUGACAUCUAUUUUAUAAUUUUCCUCCUUCAUUUAAUUUUUUUUAUUAAAAAUAUAAUCAUUAAUGCACGCUCGGCAAUGUACUUUUCAUGGUGCAAUCAGAUCAAGGUAAUCUCAUUUCAAAUUAUAAUAUCCAGCUCUGCAGUUUUUGUAAUGUACCUUAUCAAAUUUAACUUAAUUCAUAACAGGUUCCCAUCUCUGAUUGGUUUAUGUGCAGUGAAUUUGUAAAAAAGAAGUUUUGACAAUGGAAUGCUGUCAAAUAACGUUACCUUCUUAAUUCCACUGUGGUACUUUUUUGCAAUCAUUGAUUUUGAAAUCCAUGAUAAAAUGAAGAAGGUAAGCAUACCCAUCUGCGCAUUUUCUGUAAUUUACCUUGUCAAAUUCGACAGCACAAAAACUAUGGUUUCCAUCUCUGAUUUCUGUAUUUGCAAUGGGUCUAUAAAUAUAUAUUUUGACUAAGAUGCUGUCAAACAAAUAAUUUUGAAAAAAAAUUAAACAUGUGUUUGCAUGACUUUACCUUCUCGAUUCUACCAUGUUGAAAUAUUUAAAAUUUUUUUUUUUAAAUAACGGGGCACUCAGACAAAAAUGUAAUCAAUUGGUAGCACUACUUUCCUUUUUUGUUGCCCCAUGGUAGAAUUAAAAAGGCAAAGUCAUGCAAUCAAUUUUACAAUUUUUUCAAAAUAUCUCAUUUGACAAAAUUUCUUUGUCACAAUGUUUAUUUACAAAUCCUUUGUAUAUUCACAAAUCAGAGAUGGGAACCUGUGGUAUAUACAGGGUAUUUUGCCAAAGUUACAAAAAAAGGCGACAGCUGUUACAGCUGUGCGACAUUUAUAAAUUUCUAAUAUGGCGUUUACACAAAACAAAUUGCCUUGAAUCAGAGUUGUCUUUUAAGUCUUAUUUACCCCGAAGAUGUUUAUGUGAUUAGAUUGACAUUUCCUUCAAUUAUAUGUGAAAUAAAUGCAUAAGUUCCAAUACAAAAAAGUCCUCUUUAAUUCUGCGACAAAUUUAUUGCAAUGAUGCAAUGUUGGUGCAUCAACGCUUGGGAAUAUUGAUAUAUAAAAAAAAUUUUAAUGUUUUUUUUUUUUUUCAAAUAUAAGUAGAUUUUUAUGUUUUUUUCCACAAAUUAAACAAAUCUAAUAACUUUUUUAUUCAACAUUUUCAAUUCCAAAAUUGGUUUGACAGUUCAUUAUUCCAGCAGCUGUGUCGAUGCGUCUACCUAUAUUUUUCUACCAUGUAAAAAUGUGUAUAUAUAAUUGAAGAAAAAUUUUAUUGUGUAAAGUAAGGGAGCGAAAUGAUAAAGAGGUAGACUCAUUUGCUUAAUAUGGCAACCAUUUUCUGAAGUACUCGAAAUUGUCAUUUUUUUCAAAUAAAAUUUAUUUUCAUAUCUGAAAUAUUUACGUAUGACGAGUGGCAUAUUUCAGAAAAGUAAUAAAUAAUUUAUUAUUUUCGGCAUUCCCAGGUACGUAACAGUUAUAUGCCCCUAAUGGGUUAAUAUUAAGCGUUUAUAUGCAUCUGUUGGAGGAUAUAGACGCCACCCAAAGGAUAAUAUAAGAAAUAGCCAAAAAUAAUGUAAGGAAAAAGAUAAUAUAGAGACUAUUAUUGAUUAUUAGAGAUUGUCAUCUAGAAUUGCAAUUUUUGCUUGUUUUUUGUUCCGGUUCAGUUCUCUAAGAAAGAGUUUAAUAAUUCUCUCUUUAGCUAGAUUAAAAUAAAUACGGGAACACAACACUUGUAAGUUUUAGUACCAUGGUUUAUAGCAUGGUACAAUAAGGAGGUAGAAAGGCUUCGUAAAACUACAGAAAUACAGUCCUGAGGCUAUGCCCGCUUCCUGUCAGAUUUAUUCAAAAUUAUAGGCAACAAGUUGAUUUCAUUUAUAUGGUAUUUUUUGUUCAUUUCUAAAACGAGUCAAAUAGCGCGAAGAUGAAUAAAAUGCCUGGACGUUCUCUCAAAAAUAUGAUUCUAAGUGUUCAAUUUUUCAAUUCCAUGGUAAAUCUAGUUAAUAAAUUUUUAAAAUAUUUUGUUUAUAUUUUUCAAAACAACAAAUACAUAGAAUUGGCAGAAGUCGGGCACACUUAAGAAAAAAUUGUAAUCAGCUAGUAGCUCUGCCAAACCUUUUUAUUGUACCAUGGUUUAUAGCACGUUUAUAUAUAAAAUCUUUAGCCGGACAGUUGAUCAAUCACAGUAAUUUUUUGUGUGUUUUCAAUUAUCAAAUUCAUUGUGAUUGGCCAAUCAUUAAGAUCAAUCCGGAUAACGAGUGGUAUGUAAACGUACUUUAAAACACUGUAUAAUUAAUUCAACAUAAUAUCAUUUCAUAUAAUAAUGAUAUGUAAUAAUAAAGGGUUUACACAUAUUUAUAAUUUUAAAAAAUAACUUGAUUUAUAAAGCGCUUAGUGAAAUGAAAUCGUUUUAAAAUAUGGCCAAUAGAAUUACACGACCUAAUGCGAUCAUACCAAUUUAAAAAAAGAAAAACACUUCCAUUAAAAUUGUAAUGAAAAAUAGAAUGAAUCGAUAUAAGUAACUUACACAAACUCUCAGAUUAGACCCACCAGAGAAAUUUUUAAUAUAAAUACCGAAAAACUAAGUAAAGAAAAAAGUAUAUUAAUCAACUUACUAUUGCAAGAAAUUAAUAAAACAAAAACUAGGAUAAAUAAAAAGAUAACCCAUCAACUAUCAAAACCUAAUAAAUAAUAUUAUGCGAAAAGCGAUAACAAAGUAUAAGGAUCUAUUAUUCAUAACGGGCAAAGUUGUUAUGUUGAUUACAAACCAAAAACAUUUUAUAUGUAUUAAGGAUAAAGUAAAAUUUAAUUAUACUAUACAUAUAUUAAUAAUAACAAAAACCAAAACAAAAGAACACAACCGCAACAGGCGCUACAAUAUGUACAUGAUUACUUAUAAACAUUUUGUAAAAACAAAAAAACUAAAAUAUAUUAUUAAUAAUGAGUGCAUACUCUUAUAUAAUACAAAAGCAAAACAAAAUAUCAAUGAAAACAAAAUUGGCAAAGCAAAAGUAUUUCAAACCCCCCGAAAAGCUCAUUAGUAAAAGUAAAACAUAACCUUACCAUAUUGUAACAAAAACAAAAAUAUUACAGAAACAAAAACCAAAACACACACACGAAAUUAACUACAAAAAAUAAUAAUUAUAUUAAACAGUCAAAUAGUUGUAAUAGCGUUACUAACAGGACAAUUUAAAACAAACAAAAAAAAAACAAACAAA
Musca domestica (house fly) is the source of this 24169-nucleotide messenger RNA. RefSeq names its product protein Tob1. Lineage: Eukaryota; Metazoa; Arthropoda; Insecta; Diptera; Muscidae. The transcript has 6 exons. The record is from RefSeq and is a predicted model, not a curated record. Bases 1244 to 2821 code for a protein of 525 amino acids. Gene Ontology annotation, cellular component: nucleus; cytoplasm. Gene Ontology annotation, biological process: regulation of gene expression. Gene Ontology annotation, molecular function: transcription corepressor activity.